AUGUCAAUUCCGCUCACUCACGAAUUUUCAAGCAACAUAUUGGCGCAGGGAUUUCCGCUUGACGCACACAAGCUGACGCAAUUUCUCACUCGCCACUGUGGAUAUAUUGAAUUCUUUCGCUGUUGUCAUCACUACUUGGACUCAAGCGACGUGGAAGCUUUCCAAGAUGCAGGUUGGGACGUCAGGCAUAAGAGCGCACCCGAACACCGCACGUUGGAGAAAUUGUUCAAGCAUGACCUGUCAGAUGAUAGAAGCGGCGUCCUUGGCGAGGGAAAGAAAGCACUACUGUUAGUGGAUAUCAACACACAACUUCAGCAGCUGAAAUCAGCGUUUGAACUUCAGCUGCGUGAGCAACGCAACGGGUUUGAUGCUGAGUACAGACGGCUUCAAGAUGAUUUCGAGACUCGGCUGCGCAAACAGGAAGACGCCUUCGCAGCACUCAAAAGGCAAUAUGAGAAGGAGAAUGAACAGCCGCUGUGUAAACCGCAGAUUGAAAAUGUGAAAAAUAUAUUUCACGCCACGUUGCGAAUGUGCGCGGGGAACAGAAAGAUGAAGCUCAGCAGCAAUAUGACAAGUGAUAAAGGGAAGCAGCAAGCACGAUACCGCACUUGA
Messenger RNA from Phytophthora nicotianae INRA-310, 612 nucleotides. RefSeq lists its product as hypothetical. Bases 1 to 612 code for a protein of 203 amino acids. The record is from RefSeq and is a predicted model, not a curated record. The transcript has 4 exons. Lineage: Eukaryota; Oomycota; Peronosporomycetes; Peronosporales; Peronosporaceae.